AUGGCGCCGAGGGCGAAGGCGGGGGACAAGCAAGGGUCGGAGCUGAGUGCCGGUGGCGAAUACACGUUGAGAGAUGUGCAAAUAGGUGCCAAGUUGUUCGUCGAAAAGACGAAUCCGGACAAUGGAGAAGACGAGCAGCGACUGGCCGAGGUGUUGUCGAUCCGAGAGCGACGUCAGAACCGUCUACAUAUGUUACAGGCGAUGCAAGAGCGUGGUGAUGAAUGCAUCGAGGAGAAGGAGCCUGAGAUCGACUUUUAUGUGCACUACUGCGACUUUAACAAGCGUCUCGACGAAUGGGUACCCUCGACGCGGCUUGUCCUGUCGCGCGAGAUGGAGUGGCCCAAGCCGCCCGAGCCUGCGACGAACAAGCAUACGAAGCGCAAGGUCGUGCAGGGUGUGCGCUCGGUGCAGACCACACCGACGCCCGGCACGUCGCCGAGCGCGAGUGUUGAGGACGUGAAAGAGGAGGAGACCUUUAGCAAGGAGAAAGAGGUCGAGAAGCUGCGCACCUCGGGCUCCAUGACGCAGUGUGCGAGUGAAAUAUCGCGCGUGAAGAACCUUAAUAUGCUGCAAAUGGGCAAGCACCAGAUCGAGGCGUGGUAUUUUAGCCCCUACCCGAUGGAGUAUGCCUACAUCGACUGCCUGUAUGUGUGCGAGAUGUGUCUAUCGUACUAUCCGUCUGAAUUUAUGCUCAAACGCCACCGGCACAAGUGCACGAUGCUGCACCCACCCGGCAACGAGAUAUAUCGGUGCGACGACAUUAGUUUUUUUGAGAUCGAUGGCCGCCGCCAAAAGACAUGGUGCCGCAACCUGUGUUUGCUCAGCAAGUGCUUCCUGGACCACAAGACGCUGUACUAUGACGUGGAUCCGUUCCUCUACUACAUCAUGUGCCAGCGGGAUAAUGCCGGGUGCCACUUGAUCGGCUACUUUUCUAAGGAGAAGGAGAGCGCCGAGGGCUACAACGUUGCCUGUAUUCUGACGCUGCCGCAGCACCAGCGCAGUGGCUUUGGGCGCCUUCUCAUCGAGUUUUCGUACGAACUGUCCAAGCGCGAGAACAAGCUCGGCAGUCCAGAGAAGCCCCUCUCGGACCUGGGACUGCUCGGCUACCGAGCCUACUGGUCCGAGACCAUUGUGGAGCUGCUGCUCCAGACGGACGAGGACAUUAGUAUUGACGAGAUUGCCACCAAGACCUCGAUUGUGCAUGCGGACGUGCUGCAGACGUGUCAGGCGCUGAAUAUGCUCAAGCAGUACCAGGGCAAGCACUACCUUGUCCUGUCCGAUGCGAUCAUCGAGAAGCAUGAGCGUCAAAUGAAGAAAAAGCGUCGGCGAAUCCAUCCAGAGCAUCUGAACUGGAAACCGCCGGUGUUUACGCGCGACCAGCUUCGCUUUGGCUGGUAG
Molecule: messenger RNA, 1398 nt
Organism: Malassezia sympodialis ATCC 42132
Lineage: Eukaryota; Fungi; Basidiomycota; Malasseziomycetes; Malasseziales; Malasseziaceae
Source: the annotation of a RefSeq genome assembly